AUGUUGACCAACAACAGUUGUCUACAUAUUGGGCCAGUGUAUAGUGUAUAUGGGUCUGAUAGUGACUCGACUUUGGACACUAAAAUGAACUGGAGGUUCUGGUUUUCGCAGCAUGCCACUCAUGGUGUCCGCACAAAACUGGACUUGAAUUCCUUUUUCACACUUCCUGUCGACCUGUAUAUGGGUCUGAUAGUGACUCGACUUUGGACACUAAAACGAACCGGAGGUUCUCGUUUUUGCAGCAUGCCACUCAUGAUGGAUUCAUGCACUCUAGAUUCUAGCAUCAAGAAAUUUGAUUUUCAACUUCCUUUUCAUGCGGCCGUGGACCUCUACAAAAUUGACGGCUACUCGGAGCCGUUCUUGAAAGAGAUUUAUGUUCCGUUUGAUGAAUCGGGGUGUACUCUGAAGGGCAGCACCCGCUUUGAUGGUUAUCAAAUUCCAAACCGUGCUACAUUUCGUAUUCCGACUUAUACUAAGCGUCUUAGGAGAGGGAGGUUUGGCUCGGUUUACAAAGGUUGGGUUGACGAGAGCACACUGGCGGUAUCACGGCCCGACUCGGGUAUGGUUGUGGCCGUCAAGAGGCUGAAACAGGACAGGUGGCAGGGGCACAAGGAAAGUUACGUGCUGUGGUUUGGGUUGUGUUGUCAGGCUGAGAUCAACUACCUGGGGCAAAUUAGUCAUCCGAAUCUCGUGAAGUUAAUCGGUUACUGCUUGGAGGAUGACCAUCAGGCUUUUGGUGUAUGA
Messenger RNA from Striga asiatica, 744 nucleotides. Lineage: Eukaryota; Viridiplantae; Streptophyta; Magnoliopsida; Lamiales; Orobanchaceae. The record is from the annotation of a GenBank genome assembly.